AUGGAUGGUAUUGAAAGAGAGUUUAAUUAUGCUAGACAAGAACUGUACUCAGAUUCCGAUUCGCCGCAGGAGAAAAUUGUAGAAGGAGUAGCCGAUUCAGAGACGGGUAAUAAUCAGAUAGUGUUGUGGCAGAACACUACUAAAACUACGGAAACUGAGGCUGAGGAGGAGGAGAACCAGCCAUUGCCACCCGUGAGGAUGUUCCUCGAGCCCAGUCAGUAUCAUAAUGCAAUAAAAUUGGGAACAAGUUGUUAUAUCCACAAAGCUGUUGUGAAAAUGGAGUCCCUAGACCUUGAACCCCAUGAGCUGAGCUGGUUUAGAGAACACCCACAGUUCAAGCACUUUUGGUACAUGCAUAGGGCCAUGCAUGAGGGCACAACACACAAGAUGAUGGGAAUGUGGUUGCUUCUUCUUCGGACAGCAAACAAAAAUAAGAAGAAGGAAGCUUGGUUUGUAGUGUAUGGCGUACCAAUUCGUUAUUCCCUUAGAGAGCAUGCCCUUUUAUGUGGAUUAAACUGUCUAGCGUACCCAGAGGACUAUGAGAGCAUAUGGAAAACGAAAACCGGUAAGGGAGCACCAUCUGUUGACCCCUUAUUCCUGAGGAUUGUGGAUGAUACUGAGGCUUCUAAAAGGUUUCCUUGGGGUAGGUAUUCCUUCGAUGUAAAUAUGAAGGAGAUUGAGCACACAAUGAGGCAUUUCAAAGGGGUCGUCGAAACAAAUGCCUGGACAUUUCCAAGCUUUGUUACUCCCUUGGAGUUGCUAGUUUUUGAGGUCAUCCCAUGUCUGAAGAACAAAUACAGAGAAUAUGUUAGAGGAGCAGAGAGGGAUCGUCCCCGAGUGUGCAGGCAGAAGUUCCAACCAUUCACCAUAAAAGAUGGGGUAAUUAUGCUUCUUGGAGUCAUGGAGGGGAAUGAAGAGGAAGAUGUUGGUGAUAUCGUUCCUGACAAUUGUACGAGGCAUUUAGUUGAGGAAAAGAAGCCAAUAUUCUGGAAAGAGAUAUGCAAGAUCAAUGUUGAUGCCCGAGAUAAUAAGGAGUAG
Molecule: messenger RNA, 1038 nt
Organism: Eutrema salsugineum
Lineage: Eukaryota; Viridiplantae; Streptophyta; Magnoliopsida; Brassicales; Brassicaceae
Exons: 4
Coding region: 1-1038 (345 amino acids)
Source: RefSeq, a predicted model, not a curated record